ACGAAGAAGAAGCGGCGGCAGCAGUACCAGAAGAAGAAGAAGCAGCAGAAGAAGAAGAAGAAGAAGAAGAACGUCGUAGCUUCGUGGCGUUUUGAGCAGCUUUAAACUGUUUUAUUUAAUAUAAAUACAUCAGCUUUAAACGGUAUUUAUAUAAAUACAUUAGUUUACUAAAGUUAACCGACGUCUUUGUGUUGAUGCGCCGUGAGUUCACUGCGUCACUUCCGGGUUUGAGGACAUGAGACCCAUGCGGACCCGACCCCACAUGGGACCCCUCGACAUGGGGGGUUGGGGUCCCCCUCCGCCGGGGGGUUGGGGUCCCCCUCCGCACCCGGAAGACUGGGGCCCUCCUCCGCCCGGAGGGUGGCCUCUGCCGCCUGAGGAAUGGGGUCCACCUCCGCCCGGAGGGUGGGGGCCUCCGCCCCCCGGAGGGUGGGGUCCGAGAGAGUCCGGCGGGUGGGGUCCGAGAGGACCAUCCCCGCCCCCGGGCUGGGGGCUUCACCUCGAGGACUGGAGACCCCCCCACCCCGAAGACUGGAGACCGCCCCACCCCGAGGACUGGAGAGCCCCCCACCCGGAUGACUGGAGAGCCCCCCACCCCGAGGACUGGAGACCCCCUCACCCCGAGGACUGGAGACCCCCUCACCCCGAGGACUGGAGAGCCCCCCACCCCGAGGACUGGAGACCUCCGGGCUGGGGACCCCCUGACUGGGGGCUCGAGCCUGUUCCACCCGGACCCAUACUGCCCGUGCCACCGGUUCCUCCCCCAGACCCCGCGGCCUACGGACCGGUGCCCGUCCCCCCUCCACUGGGCUACCUGAGCUUCCCCCCCCCCGGCUGGACAGGACAGGCCGUGGUGGAGGAGGCCAUGCUCAACCCACCGCCGGAUCAGCCUGAGUGGAUCAAAGCCUUGAUUUCAGCUCCGGUUUCUGAGUCGACUCCGGGGGAAAGUAAGAAUCCCACCGAGGAGCCGUCCGUCACUAAAACACCGGUGGCUGACCCCGCCGCCGCCCCGAGACCCAAACCUGAACCCGCCAAGAUCAACAGAGCUCUGGGUCUUCUGGGGAAACGCACAUUUGAUAAGCCUCCUCCUGGCAGGUCCACGGGGAUCAUCUCCUUCAUCGGGCCCUCCUUCGGCUACAUCGAGAGAGAAGAUCUGGAGAAGUUCACCUUCAGCUUUGCCGCCUUCUUUGGAAACCCAAAAGCCAUGACGCCCGGGGUCAGAGUUCACUUUACCGCCUGCAAGGAGAAGCAAAACGGUUCGAUAGCGACGGAUGUGAAGGUGGCUCCUGGUGGAACCGAGAACGUGGACACUGAGAUCUACGAGGCGGUGGUCAGCCAGCCCAUCGCCGAGCCUCAGCCCGGCGAGCGGCAGUACCCGGGUCAGGUCCACGUGGACAUCGGGCCGCUGAGGACCAACCUGACAUUCGACAGGAAGGACAGCACGGUGACGCUGCUGAAGAACGACCAGGUGCUCAUCAACCUGCUGACCGACAUCGUCAGCGAGAAGAGGCGGGCCACGAACAUCAAACCCCAAAUCCCCUCCACCUUCAGCAACACCGCCGAGACCAGAGAGCAGGGAGUCAUCGUCAGCCUGAAAGACAGCGAAGGUGUCAUCAAGUGUGACGAGCACAGCGAGCUUCCCUUCAACGUCAGAGAGAACUUCAGUGACAUUGAGUUCACCGACGAGGACGUCAACGAGGAGGUUGAGUUCACUGUGGCGACGCUGAGGGGGGGGAAGCGGGCCAUCAGGAUCCGGCGGGUGAAGGAGCCCCUCCUCCUGACGUUCUCUGCAGCCACGGAUGCUGCCGAGGAGGCCGCCGCCCCCAACGCUGCCAGUGACGAAGACUUUUGGCUGAAUGGGAACGCCGGCGUCAGGCCGGAACUGGGCGUCAACAUGAAGCUGGACUCGGAGCUGUACGAGGGCAUCGUCAGCCAGCCAAUCAUAGAGCCCACGCCCAACAUGCAGGGUUACCCGGGACAGAUCCACGCCAACAUCGGCCCCCUCAAAACGAACGUAACCUUCGACCACCGGGACUGCGGCGUCACGCUGCUGAAGAACGACCACGUGUUGAUCAACCUGCUGGUGGAUGUUCUCACCGGGAAGAGGAGAGCGGCCAACAUCAAACCCAAAAUCCCCUUCACCUUCAGCUACACCAAGGAGAAGAGAGAGCUGGGCAUCGUCACCUUUCUGGGGCCAGAAGAAGGAAUCGUCAACUCCGAGGAGCACGGCGAGCUUCCUUUUGACAUCUGCGAGAACUUCCGCGAAAUCAAGUUCAACAGCAGCGAUAUCCACAAGGAGGUGGAGUUUACGGUCGCCAUGGUGAAGUCCGAAAAGAGAGCCAUCAGGCUGCUGAGGACCAAAAGGGUCGAGGACCAAAUCCUGGAGGAGCAGAAGAAACGGGAGGAGGAGGAGAAGAAAAAGAAGAGGGAGGAGGAGGAGAGGAGGAAACGAGAGGAAGAGGAGAGGAAGAGGAGGGAGGAGGAGGUGGAGGAGCGACGGAGAGAGGUGGAGAGGAAGAAGAGGGAGGAGGUGUCGGCGGCGUUGGCAGCAGCCAAAUGCAAAUGGACGCCGCUCGGCCUCCGAGUGAGAAACCGCGACUCGCUGGACGACGUCAGCAAGGAGCGAUUCCAAGGCACCGUCCUCAAAGCCAUUUCCAAAUAUCCACGGCAGGAGAUCAAGAAAGAGCCCAAGGAGAACAAGGGUGAACAAGGAGGUGCACAGAUGCUCCAGGUCAAAAUCAAAGUGGAGAAAAUGGAUGAAGAUGAGAAGGAAGAGGCGGAAGGCAAACCAGAAGGAGAGGAGAGGGAGAGGGAGGUGGAGGAGGUGAAGGAGGACCUGCAGGCAUCUCCAGCAGCAGUGAAGCCAGACCCAGAGAUGGGCCGCCUGGUGAUGACCAUCGACGGCCAGCAGAAGCUGCUUCCCUUCGGACCCAACGACCUGCUGAGCAGCGCCACCAUGCUGGACGGAGACAAGGUACGCUUCAACAUCGCCACCCACGGAGAGACCAAAGAGGAACGAGCCACCUUCGUGGAGAUCCUCCCCGACUCCUUCGAGGAGUCCAUCGAACAACGUCGACACGGCAUCGUGAUCGAGUUCUCUCACUCCUCCGGACUCAUCAAGUGUGCUCAGAACCCUCAGCUCUACUUCCACAUGUCGGAGGUGAUCGAGAAGAAGAGGCUGGAGCUGAACGAGAAGGUUGAGUUCAGCGUGGUCCCGCAUGAAACGGCAGAAGGGGGGAACCAGGCCAUCAGGAUCAAGCGCUUCACCGAGAGAGUCUUCCUCCCCGUUCGUAAACUGGGUGGUGUCGGGGCGAAUAAAGGGAAGAUGACCAUCAAGCUGGCCAAAACAGAAGACACAGAAAAAGAAAAACCAGAGACCGACAAGAUGAAGGCCGUGGUGAAGAAUCUUAGAACGCAGGACGGCAAGACCAGUAUCAGCAGAAGGGAUUACAGAGCCACUCAACGUAAAUAUGGCAGGAGCAGGAGCAGGAGUCCGCCCAGAGACCAGUUUGGGCGUAUCAUCAAAAAGAGACGCAGCACCAGCGCUGACCGUGGCCAUAAAGGCAGCAGGUACAGGCGAAGCCGGAGCCGCGAGAGACCAAAUCGGCCCACCAAGAGCCGCACAAAGAGCCACAGCAGGAGUCGCAGCCGGAGCAAGAGCUCUAGCAGGAGCCGCAGCAGGAGCAAGGAGAGGGCCGUCAAGAAGAGGCGCAAAACCAGCAGAGAACCUGAAGAAAGUCACAAGAGGAGGAGGGAGCUAAGCCCUCCUCCCAGACGAGGUGGAAUCGUGGACGACGAGCUUGCGAGGAAGAAGCGGGAGCUGGAGGAGCUGAAUGACAUGAUCGCCUACAAAAAGUCUCUGGUGGACAUAGAUCCUGGACAGAGGACUUGCAUAGACUACGACCAUGGCAGGAUCGCCGUCCCUCUCACUGAGUACAAACCAGUCCGGUCCAUCCUGAAGAAACGACCAGACGGACCCGAUUACCUCCAUUCUUCUCAGCCCUAUGAAGGCCCUUAUUAUGAGCAGCCAUACAGUCCUUACCCAGACCGGCGGUACAUUGAGCACCCUGUUGAUCCGUUCGCCAGUCGCCCCUACACUGAUCGGCCUUAUGAAACUCGUCUCUUUGGUGAAGCUUCCUAUGGUGGCCUUCCUGCUGCGAGCCAACGUUACACUGAUCGCUACGAUGUUUACGAUGAACCGUAUGAAGAUCACAACUAUGACCCGGCAUAUGCGGACCGACCGUACAAGGAUCCGUAUCGCCUUGUUCAACGGAGCCAGUCUCCACAACCCCAUGAUCCCUUACCUUAUUCUCAGCCUUCCCAAGUUCCUUCUGCUUCCACUCAACCUUCCUUGAUGAACACUGCUGCAACUUCAUCUUCCCAACCCUCUCUGAGACCUCCUCCUCCCACAGAACCGCCUCAUAGAAGCCCCUCUCCUACUCUGGAGAACACCACUCCACGCCAGGCACCUCCAGCUGUGAAACAGCCCCUCGAUCGCUUCCUUGACAUGCUAAAUAAAAAGGUGGACGCUGAAAAGAAAUCGGAACCGGUUCAUGUGAAUGAUGACCUCCUGCCUCAUGAGCGGGCACUUCAAGAUGGCAGUGGUUUCUCUUGUAUCGUGGGAUUGGCUCAAGAGCAACCCAGCAGCAGUCUCGCUCUGGAGGGGAAAAAUACACAGCUAAGCCCUAAAAGAUCCUCAGUAGAGAGAACAAGUGAGGAACCAAAGGACAACACAGAACCCUACGUCAAGAUCCAAAGUCUACUCCGUACAAUUGGCCUGAAGCUGAGUACAGGAGAUGUGUCCAAACUGGCGAGCCGAGCCCAAGAAAAACUAUACAGCCCGAAAUCCUCAUCCUCAGAAAGGGAGACUUUGUUAUCCUCAACAGAAGAACGGCAAAGAAGUAGAACUGGUUCCGUUGAAUUGGAUCACAUCUAUUCCCCCUCGUCUACUAGGUCCUCCAGUUUGGAGCCACUUAGCCGUUCGAAAGCUGUCUCUGAAUAUGAAGGAUUCCUGGACCAGCAGGAGCUGGAGGCACUUCAGAAGGCGCAGCAGCAGCAGAGUCUUACCAAGACAAUGGGGAGCACACACCCCACCACUUCUUCUCCAACAGCUUCUCCUGAGCCUCUGCCUGCUCACUACCAACAUCCACCUCCACUAAUCAACUGGCCCCUUGGAGUCACUACCCAGAUUCCUCCAGAGCAGAGUUCCACAACCCCCAGCAUGGGUUCUCCAGUUUCUUCUGCAAUUGGUCAACCAUCCCAGAGAUUUGGACUUCCUCCAGGACCUCCCCCUGGACCUCCUCCCCGGCGUCCUGCACAGCCUCCUCCAGGUCCUCCUCCUGGACCUCCACCCCGGUACACUUCCGGGCAACCUCUUUUUGCUCCACCCUCUAGUCAUACAGUCUUUCCUUUUAUUGGCCAACCUCCUGCAGCUCCACCCCUUAACUCCUCUAGUCCUUUGCAGCCUUUAAUCACUGCAGCAGUAUCAUCGACACCUACAACAUCGAGUCCAGCAAACAUUAGCCAAUCCACCAUCUCUACCACAGUGGCAAGAUGCCUGAAGGUCAUAGAGACGGUGAAAUCUCUGGCUGUUCAACCACCAGCCAAACCGGUCAAAUCAGUCCAGUUCAGUUUACCUACAGUCCCUCCAUCAGCCUCCAGUCAUCAGACCUCAACCGAGGCAGAUGAUGAAAUAAAGAACAAACAGAAGGAGAAGCUGGAUUUGUAUAACCAGAGGGUUUUAGAAAAGAGGGAGCAGUACUACAAGGAUUGGCUCAGCCGCAAGAAUCAGAGUGGAGAGUGGAAGGACGGCAUACGAAUCUUCCCAGGCAUGCCGAAUGCCAGGGAGCCCAAGAACGUUUGGAUCUGUGGUCAUUCGUUGGUGUACUGGGCCGAGUCCCGGGCCAAGUCUCCGGAGGUAGGUAUGCAGCUGGGCAUGGACCCCAGCAAGGUGAUCAUCUGGUGGAAGGGUACCCAGGGUAUGACGUGGUCCCAGCUCCUGCCCCAGCUCCACCAGCUGAAGGUCACCUGGCCGAACCCGGACGUCCUCAUCAUGCACCUGGGCGGCAACGACCUGAGCACCGACAGCCCCACCGACCUGCUGGCCUCCGUCAAGAAGGACCUGACCUCCAUGAGGAGCAUCUUCCCGCAAUGCCUCCUCGUGUGGUCCAACGUUCUCCCUCGGCGGGUGUGGCGCCACUCGACCGACAACCACGAAGUGGAUCUGGUUCGAACCACGGUGAAUCGCAGGAUCCAGAACAUCGUCUCGGAGCUGGGCGGCUCCUCGCUGACCCACGAUAACAUCCGUUGCGGCACCAACACGGGUCUGUAUCGAGCCGACGGCGUCCACCUGUCCCCCAAAGGCAUCGACGUUUUCAAUCUCAACCUGCAGGAUUUCCUGGAGAAGUGGGAGAUGGAGCUGACCUAGAGGACGGUUCGGAGUACUUUUAUGUUUUGUUUCCAAUCAUAGGCCGUUCCAUUGAUUCAAGAACCUGCAUCAGCUUCAUUGAAGGUCAGGUUUUAUCUUUACACAUAGGAACUCAAAGGACAGAUGUUACUUCACAUGAAACAUGUUUGUCUGUAUUCAAACAAUAAAUUGAUUAUCAACUGA
Messenger RNA from Cyclopterus lumpus (lumpfish), 6610 nucleotides. RefSeq names its product microtubule-associated protein 1B. The record is from RefSeq and is a predicted model, not a curated record. NCBI's taxonomy places the organism in Eukaryota, Metazoa, Chordata, Actinopteri, Perciformes, Cyclopteridae. The transcript is spliced from 21 exons. Bases 236 to 6427 code for a protein of 2063 amino acids.